UAACCUCUGGGCCAAACGACACCAGUCUGACAAACACAACGCUUCCGGUGUGUACGUGUAAAUACAAUCAGAUUCGUCAGUGUACGUGUGGAAACGGACCGCUAGUUUGUAAUCGUCUGUUUCUGACACUUUCCUUCCGGAUUUUGAACAUUUAGCGACGCUUGGCUGUGAUGUUAUGACGCAACACGUGUUGUUAGGGAAUUAUUGGUGAGCUCUUUGGAUUGUAUCAUUUGUAUUUUGAAAGACAUUCGGAUUGGCAAAUGAGCACAUCAGCACAAACGGAACAGGCCUAGAUCUCCGAUAGUAUACCUGUUUGUUUAGUGUGACAUUCGUUGCGUGGUAGUGCCGGUGUACUUGAAAAAAACAACUGCAUAAUUGUUUUGCUGGCGUUCACACCGAAGGUGAUGCAUAUAACAACCAUGUAUGCUGGAACAUAAUAAGCAACUUUCCUGGAGAAGGCUUGGCAAUUUGUUGCUGUGAGUUUGUAGAUUUCAUGACAUUGUCUCGGAAAUAAUUUAUUCUGCGGGAGUCGACCACGUAUUGAGCAGUACUCGUUCCCUGGAUGACGUUCAUAAUGAAGAAGAAGAAGUACAAGUUCAGUGUGAGCUUUGAGUUGGUGGAAUUGUCCUCGAUACCUCUCGUCAAUGGAGUAUUAUUCAGUAAAGUAAGACUUCUGGACGGAGGCAGCUUUGCACAGUUAACGUCACGGGAGGAGGUGUCGGACCAUUCAGUGAAAUGGGGAGCCACGCUCAGCUUCACCUGUCGGAUGAGCGCUAAUGCAUCCACGGGGAUCCUGGAGCCUUGCCAUUGCCGCGUGUCCGUCCGAAAGGAGGUCAAAGGUGGCAAAUCUUACGUCAAGUACGGUUUUGCAGAUGUCAAUCUGGCAGAGUAUGCAGGCUCAGGUCGCAUGACAAGGCGGUAUCUGCUUGAAGGAUACGACACGCGGAGAUUAGACAACAGUAUUCUUAAGGUUAACAUAGACAUGACGUUAUUAUCCGGAGAUCCGUGCUUCAAAGCGCCGGAUGUGGUACAGAACUUCCUGCCAGGAGAGGUUAAGAAAGAUGAGAAGCCCAAGUCCAGCCUGCGAGGGAAUGACUUCAUGGGCAUGGGCAGUCUGGUCGGUGACAGCAGCGCAAGAAGCCGGCAAGGCAAGCCAAGACCAAACAUCCUGACUUCAGGUCUAGUAUCGUCUGCUGAGCCAGGCGCAGUCGUCGUCGUUGAGGACGAGACGUUUGAGCAGGGCCAUUCCCGCAGCUCCAGCUACAACAGCCAGCAGUCCCGGGCCAGUGGCUACAGCAGUACUCACUCCCGCUCCUCCAGUGCCACCGAGCAUUUCUCCAGCGCCCAGAGCCUGACGGACCUGCCGGAGCACGAGGAGCCCAAGGAGUCCUGGAAGGGCACCAAUGAGAGACGGAGGAAACAUGCGGAGGAAUCCCAACAGCAGAGGCGGGUGGAUGACACGCGAGUGAAUGCCGAUGAGAUCAUCGAUGACAUCAUGAGCAAGCAAGACUUCCAGGCAGACGAAAGCGCAGGAGAUGAAGGGCUUCAGUUAUUCAUUGCCAAAGAUGGCUCGACAGCACUUGGGAGCAACCAACUGAAAAACAGAAUGUCGGCGGGUGUGUUUGAACAAGUUGUCAUCGACCAAAGGUAGUCCGGCAGAAUGCGCCCCUCCAUGUAGUCAUGUGACCAUUCAUACCAUGUGACGAGUCAUGUGAUCAUUUAGCUCCCUGUUGGCCAGUCAUGUGGCAUCAUAAUAGUGUGACAAGUCAGGGGACCAGAUCUCCCUGGUUGGAGUAACUGCACUUGCACCAGGAGCAGCAGGUGCUUGUCCUCGGACUGGUGCAAGGUCUUGCAUUGGCUGUUGUCUGAAAAUGUGGUUUGACAAUUUGGUGGAUGCGAAUCAGAUUGUAAUAUGUACAUGUAAGACCUAAAUCAUGGCAAGUUGCCAGGUGACAUUUCAUGUGAUCUCUCAGGUGAUCUUUCAUUCAUUUAAGAUAUAACUUCUUUAAGGAAUAAUGGAUGACCUACUCUUUUUUUUUUAAAUGUCAACACCAUGCUCAAUCGGUGCAACACCAUCAUGAUGUAAAUUGCAUCUCUGUUCUCAAAAACUUAAAUGAAACUUCCAGAGAAUUUUUGAAAAGUGCUUUGUUCUCGACCCAAAGUUUUAGAGAGGUUGCAAUACAGUUGACGGGUUAACUGACCUGCAGAUGGUGAAAGUCUGUGUUGUUUGUAAAUUCUUCACAUCAAAAGGCUUUGGAUGCUGAUAACAUGUGAUUUUGUCCCAAAAGACACCUUUUUUAAAAUCUGUCUGGCUGGAAGAUUGUAUAAAUUUAUUCAUAAAUUAACAGCUAUUCAGAUUUGGUGUGUCUUUUGCCUGAUUAUAAAGAAUCAGUAAUUAUAAAAAAAAAAAAGCCCCUGGAUAUUAUUUUGAUUUUCCUUUGUAAGAUUAUAUUGCUGGGCAACUGUUGCUUUUUAAGAUAUCAAAGGAUUUUAAUUUUUUUUUCUUCAAAAUUGACUGAAGGUACUUCCAUAAGUUUGUGAUUAGUGUAAAAGAAAGAGUUUAGGCGAAGGGGUUCAUGUUUUAAAGUGAAAUGGUUUCGCCAGUCAAGUUGGAAGUAGAGGUCAUGUUAUCCCUGGCUUGAACAUUUAUGGAAGGGAGACGUUUAGUUUGGUACAUUUGAAGUGAUUGAGUUCCUAGCUAAGGGGUGAAAACCGGGGGGCUCUUGACUGGGAUUUCACCUGAUCACCACGAACUGCUACUUUGUUCAUAAAACUGACACGAUGGACAAAUUGACGAUGGAAUGUUUUCAUGUGAAGCCAUAUUGCCAGACAGGUCUUAAGAGCUUCUCAUCGUAUAUGAUCUAGUCUUCGUGCUCCUUGACAACUAAACAGGGUGGUAAAAAAACAAAAACACAGCUUCAUACUUCCAAUAUCUAGGGACCUAAAACAUUGAUAUGUAUGGCUAGGAAAUUUUGUCAGAAGGAAAAUGAUACCAAGAACUCCCGAUUCGGUUCAGUAGUUUUAAUUCCAGCGCCAUUUUUGUGAACCAAAGUCAGGGGUUAUUUGGUCUUGGAUGUAUAACACAAACAUGAUGUGUGCGAUAAUCCUAAUUAGAGCCCCUGCUUUUGGUUCACAAUAAUGUCGCUGGCAUCAAAACUACUGGACCAAAUUAGGAGUUCUUGGUAUAAUUUUCCUUCCAACAAAAUGUCCUAGCCAUAUAUAUCAAUAGUGUAUGUCUCUUAAUAGUUGAAGUAUGGGGUUGCGUUUCUUUGGACCACCCUGUAUUGUUGAAGAUAUGUGUGAAGUAGAUUUUGUACAUUUUGCGUUUUAUUUAGACAAUUUCUUUUUAGCUUCCGCGGAUUGCAUUUCACAGCACUGAAAAUUUACUGACAUUCAAAUGGAAUUACUGAUGACCUGUAUGAAUUUUGAUUGAAAUGAUGUCCAUGUGAUCUUUGUUACACAACACAAGGCGCAAUACUUUUGUGCACUUAAAGCCGAUUUACACAUACGUGACUUUGUCGCGCGACAAUGUCGUGCGUUUUUUAUAAAUACGCACACAUCAAUGAGUGUGUUUACAUUAACGCGAUUAAGUCGUGCGUCUCAUCACUCAUUCAUUUGUGCGUAUUUGUAAAAAUAACGUAUAAAAACCAAGGCGCUAUAUUUUUGUGCCCUUAAGGCCGAUUUACACAUACGUGAUUUGUCGCGCGACAUUGUCGUGCGUUUUUA
This is a messenger RNA of Patiria miniata (bat star), 3726 nucleotides long. It is a transcript of the gene fam102a, whose product is annotated as protein FAM102A-like. NCBI's taxonomy places the organism in Eukaryota, Metazoa, Echinodermata, Asteroidea, Valvatida, Asterinidae. The record is from RefSeq and is a predicted model, not a curated record. Bases 563 to 1651 code for a protein of 362 amino acids. The transcript is spliced from 9 exons.